CUUCUCUCCAUCAGUACUCUCGCAUCAUUGGCCAUGUUGUGCUUGCAUAAGCCUCAGACACGAAGAAAGCACAUAGAGCUACCUAGUCACAAUCCUAUUCCACCGGAUCAAGGUCGUCGGUGUCCCUCACGAAGUCCUGACGCUCUGUUUGACCUCUGAAAGACGAGUCGCUGCCUGCUCAACCAUGUUCUAAUCGGUCCCUCAGGCUUACAAAGACUUGUGCCUCGCUCCAUUACCUGUCACCCAACUCAGAAUUUCCCCCGCCAAUAGCUCAGAUGGAAAGAAUGCGGCAAAGGGUGGAAGCAGCCACCGAGUUGAGGGAACGGAUAUCACGGCCAUCGCCAGGGUGCGGGGCUACAAGAUGGUUGACUGGAACUUUGCUACGGCCUUCUCCAUACCUACUCUCGAUGCUCAACUGUCGGUCAACCUAGGCUGUCCCUGCUUUAAAUUCGCGUCAUGUCCUAUGCUGGUGAGGUCUGCCUGAGAGGCACCUAACGCCCGUUUACCCCAUUGUUCGGUCAGAAGCCAGGUGUAUGUCUAAUAUUGAAGGACAAGCAUGGGAGAUCCUGUCGAGGUGGAACACAUCCCGAGGACUCAGAGGGAUAUUGAGGAUGAAAAGGAACAGAUCGAGAUCAAUACCUCCACGGGUGACAUCCAUCUAGCAACCUCGAACCUGCAAAAGUCCACAGGUGUUCUUUCAAAGACGCUCUCCAGGAUCCGGACGCCCGAUAUUGCGGAUCCAGGGCCACCACCAGAUGGAGGCUUCAAGGCCUGGUCUGUGGCCUUUGCCACGCAUCUAGUCAUCUUCAAUACCUGGGGCUUCAUCAACAGCUUUGGAGUAUUCCAGACUUACUACGUCGAGGUCAUGAGGAUAGGUGACCCGAGCUCGGUGGCCUGGAUUGGGACCACUCAGGUCUUUGUGCUGUUCGGGAUGGGGACCUUCACAGGGAGGGCUCUCGAUGCAGGUUUCUUCAACAUUCAGUACAUCUGUGGAAGUGUCAUCUACGUUGUAGGUCUUUUUUUGCUCAGUUUGUGCCGCGAAUACUGGCAAAUCUUUCUGGCACAAACGGUCUGCGUUGGAUUUGGAUAUGGACUGGCAUUUGUUCCAACCCUGGCACUGGCGAGCACUUACUUCGAGCACAAAAGGGCAACUGCAUUGGGAAUGGCCGUGACAGGUUCGGCAAUUGGCGGUCUCGUGUUCCCUGCCAUCGCCGAAAAGAUGUUGCCGACGGCUGGGUUUCCUUGGACUAUUCGCACCAUGGCAUUUGUGCAGCUCCUCCUCGCGGGCGUGGCGUUUAUGUUCCUGAAACCACGCUUGCCGCCUCGAAAAUCUGGGCCGGUGGUGGAAUGGUCGGCCUUAAGGGAAGCGCCAUAUACACUAUAUCUCAUGGCUUCAUUCCUUUACUUUUGGUCGGUCUACGUUGGGUUCUUCUUCAUUGGCACCUUUGGCAGGGAUGCCCUGGGGACCAGUCAAGCCACGAGCAUCAACCUGCUGAUGGUCUUGAACGGCGUGGGAGUGCCUUCUCGGGUGGUUCCGGCAUAUAUCGCUCAGAGAUGGGUCGGUCCGUUGAACUUGAUGAUCCCCAUGGUCGGUGUGGCUGGCAUAAUUCUCUACUGUUGGAUUGCAGUGGACUCAGUGACUGGACUAUGGAUUUUCGCCGUGGUAUAUGGUGUCGUCGCCGCCGGGAUUCAGGCUUUGUUUCCUGUGGUGCUUACCAGCUUGACAAGAGACCCGAAAAAGGCGGGUGUUCGCACGGGCAUGGGCUUUAGUAUCGCGGGCCUCGCAGUCUUGACAGGAUCCCCAAUUGCGGGAGCGCUGAUACAAAGCGAUGGAGGGAAGUUCAUUGGGCUACAAGUGUUCGCAGCAACAAGCAUGAUGUCGGCGGCAAUGGUACUGCUGUGUGUAAGAUGGGUCACUGUAGGAUGGAAGCGAGUAAGGGUGUGAGAAUGGUCCCCUGCAUUCCUCCCGAUGGCCGCUGGCUUAGCAGUCAGGGAGUGGUAGUGGCUUCCUCGCCCGUAUCUCAUCUACAGACCUGGAAUCCUAGAUCUUGUGGGUCAUUCUGGGACGAUGCUCGAGAUAUCGACCACCGGAUCAGCCCCUCGGAUGCUUGUGGCGGUUGUGUCUGUUCAGGGAGCGCCAGCCUUGUAUCGCCACGACACAGCGUGGGGAGUGAUGCUGAUUGGUGGGAUGAGGCUGGUGGCUCCAGUGACAACUCAGCG
Molecule: messenger RNA, 2220 nt
Organism: Cladophialophora immunda
Lineage: Eukaryota; Fungi; Ascomycota; Eurotiomycetes; Chaetothyriales; Herpotrichiellaceae
Exons: 3
Coding region: 557-1945 (462 amino acids)
Biological process (GO): transmembrane transport
Cellular component (GO): fungal-type vacuole membrane
Molecular function (GO): transmembrane transporter activity
Source: RefSeq, a predicted model, not a curated record